CCGGUUUAGUUGUAAAAUUACUCGCAUCCUGCUGAAGUAGACAGUUUUACGAAUGCUAUAAAGAACAACUUACCUAGCGGUCUGUUCUACAGCAAAUCAGGUGCUGAUUUAGUUGCUUUCACGACGUGAAUCACAAAAGCUGUUGCUAUUUAGGCUUUAGAAAUGGCUGAUGGAAAUGUUGAAAAACAAGGUUAUUUAGGAGACCUGAUGCAAAAACCAAUGGCUCAGCUGAAGGAAUUACUGGACAGACAAAACAAAAUCUUACAAAACAAGAAGUUUAUAUCAUCACUUCCUGACAAAGGUAAGAAGAUUUCAGACUUGGCUGACAGACUGAGAAGAGCAAUUGAAGAAAAAGAGAAAGUGGAUGCCACAUCAUCGCUGUUUCAGAAGAUGCAGUUGGAAUCAGAUGACGAGGAUCAAGUGUCAUUUUACAGAAAAAUAAUAAAUAAAUCGGACAAGAGAAAGGAAGAAACAGAUGACAGGUUGGCACCAAAAGUAGAUGGAUUCCAAACCUGUGAUAUAUCUAUGGACACUGACGAUGUUUCUGCGGGUAAUAUUUGUGACUUUGACAAAAGCAGAGAAAAUAAAGACACGAUGCACGGCAGUCUAGACAGAACCUCAAUUACUGACAGGGACACCACUAGGAGGAAAGACAAGAAAAUGGAUGCAAUGAGGAGUGCUGAAAAAAUGGAUUUAACAGGAGACACUAAAAUAGACAGGACUAUUAAAAAUAAAGGAAAAAGAUAUUCAGUAGAGGAAGAAUCUGCAUUGUUUCCUCCCAAGGCUAAAUAUGAAUGUGCUAAAAUGCUGUCAGUGGAAGAUUCAUGUAAAUUGCAAGAAGAACAAAAUAAAAGAAUACAGGAAAUCCAGGCUCAGCAUAUAGCAGCAAGACUUUCACAAAGGUUGAACAUCAAAAUGGAGCCUCAUCUCCCAGAGGGGUCUACUGUGGUAUAUGAUGACAGCAGAGACACCGAGGUUCCUUCGAUAUCAGAUGACAGCGGGGAUGAACCAGAUUAUCCUGAUUAAUUGUCAGUGCAGCUGUAUAAUUUGAACUAGAGACAGACAGCUUCACUCUUUAGACAGUAAACUUGUUUUUAUCUGCAGAUGUCUUCACCAGUUUUUUGUAUGCCAGAUAUAGACAGUGGAAACAUAUCCAUUACAUAAUGCUCAUUUGGAAUAAUAUAUUUUGAGACUGAGAAGACUUUGUUUUCAUCAUUAAUAAAUCUCAUGGAUGAUAUUUGUUAUAUGAUAAGAAAAAUUCAUGUAAGGUUAUUUGUACCCAUUUGGUGCUGUUUCAAUGCAGAAAUAAUGCAACCCACUUCAUGAUUACUUACCAACUAGUCAUAAACUGCAUGAAGGAAUCAGAGAGCACAUUCAGAACAGAUGAACUGCUGACUUAGGCUCUAUUCCCAUAGAUUUUAGAUCGAUC
Molecule: messenger RNA, 1429 nt
Organism: Lingula anatina
Lineage: Eukaryota; Metazoa; Brachiopoda; Lingulata; Lingulida; Lingulidae
Biological process (GO): transcription elongation by RNA polymerase II; intracellular signal transduction
Cellular component (GO): nucleus; intracellular anatomical structure
Molecular function (GO): transcription elongation factor activity
Source: RefSeq, a predicted model, not a curated record